Molecule: messenger RNA, 3642 nt
Organism: Populus euphratica (Euphrates poplar)
Lineage: Eukaryota; Viridiplantae; Streptophyta; Magnoliopsida; Malpighiales; Salicaceae
Product: probable receptor-like protein kinase At1g30570
Exons: 2
Coding region: 858-3368 (836 amino acids)
Biological process (GO): protein phosphorylation
Molecular function (GO): protein kinase activity; ATP binding
Source: RefSeq, a predicted model, not a curated record
CUAGUGACUAGGAUAAAUGUAUUUUCAAUGCAAUUGUGGAUGCAGAUUGAAGAGAGGAGGAAGACAUGCAAGCAUGUUAGAUGGCAGGCGUUAACUGGUUAAUUUGACCAUAGAGAUGAGAUCAGGACAAGGACCCUCAAGGACCUAAUAGGGGUACUCUUGGUACGGUCAAUAAAGGAGGCAAGGCGCAGCUGUUUUAGCUCUAGCUGAAACUCAAAGGGUAGUUUUGUUAAUCCUCAGUCACUACAGUACAGGAUCACUGCUCAUCAUCUUCCAGACAUCUGCAUGUGACUCACCUCACCAAUAAUGGAACCCCAUCUCAUCGAUCUCUGGUUACACUGCCCAAAAACCACCAUAAGUAGAGAAAAAUACUAUCAUAAGAUCACAAAAGAUGUUGUCUUUGUGUGAGAUAGCCUUAUGACAACAGUUAAAAAAGAUUAUAAUAAAAAGGAGGCUUAAGCCAUGUCAGAUUCUUGUCUUUAAAGCAUAGAACGGACAACUACAGGAUGGAAAGAAGUGAACUUUCCAAUCCUUUUUUUUUUUUUUUUAACUACAACCCAUGUUCUAUUUCCUUUGUUUUGAUAGCCACAAUUAGUAUUUUCAAGAUUUGUUUCUUGCGAUAAUUUUCUCUAGAUUUCAAUCUCAUUUCCUGUGAGCAAAAGUUUGUUUCUUUACAUCUCAUUGCCAUUUUGUAUUCAGUUCUUGCAUGUUUCUUCUUGCUUCAUCAGAUCUGAAUGGUGUCUGGGGUUGCUGAUUGGAGAGGGUGGAUUCAUGGAGGAUGUGCAGCUGGUUUUUGAUAAACAUUAUUCAGAUGCCUGUAUGGGACUAGAGAAGGUUCUUGAGGGAAAUUGGCUGUAAUGGAGAAGGUCCAGGGAAGAGGGAUUUUGGGUCUUGUAUUUCUGAUCAUAGUGUUCCUAUCUGUUAGCAGUGGAGAAGCUCAGUCAAAACCUGUUUUGGUAAACUGUGGUGCAAAUAGCAGUGUUAUUGUGGAUGGUAGGAGAUGGAUUGGUGAUUUGGCCCCAAAUGAUAAUUUCACUGUCAGUUCUCCUGGUGUUGCUGCUACUGAUUCUACUGCUGAUGGCAAUUCAACCUUAGGGCCACUCUACAAAACUGCCCGGAUUUUCAAUGCUUUGAAUUAUACUUUUGCUGGAAUGCAGGGAAACUACUUUCUUAGACUCCAUUUUUGUCCAUUCCCUUUUGAGAAUUAUAACGUUAAUGAGUCCUCUUUUAGUGUCGUGGCUAAUGGUCUGAAACUGAUGACUGAGUUCAAUGUUCCGGUCGAGAUUUCAAACAAGAAUUUGCACUUGCAGAAUUCCAACAGCAAUUCAAGUUCUUUGUCCUUGGUCAAAGAGUAUAUUCUAGCAAUCAAUGAUGUUCUUGUGGUUGAAUUUGUUUCAUCUAGGGGAUCAUUCGGGUUCAUAAAUGCCAUAGAGGUUGUCCCUGUGGUUGGCACACUUUUUGCAGACUCAGUUAGUAAAGUGGGUGGAAGUAAUGCCAAUUUCAAUGUAAGCGGACGGGGGAUUGAAACUAUGUAUCGGUUGAAUAUUGGGGGACAGGAGAUCAAAACUAUUCAAGAUUCAGAGCUUUGGAGGAAAUGGGAAAUGGAUUCCAUCUACAUGAUUACAGCAGAUGCUGGUGUUGAAGUCAGGAAUACUUCUAAUGUCACUUAUUCAUCGAACAAUGAUUCCUUGGUGGCUCCACUUCUUGUAUAUGAAACAGCAAGGAUCAUGUCCAACACAGAAGUCUUGGAGAAAAAGUUUAACAUGUCAUGGAAAUUCGAAGUAGAUCCUGGUUUUGAUUAUUUAAUCCGGUUACAUUUUUGUGAGCUGGUAUAUGACAAAGCAAACCAGAGGAUUUUCAGGGUCUAUAUAAACAACAAGACAGCUGCUGAUAGCUUUGAUGUUUAUGUACGGGCAGGAGGGAAGAACAUAGCAUAUCAUCAGGAUUAUUAUGAUACGGUUUCCUCCAAGACCAACACCCUUUGGGUCCAACUGGGUCCUGACACUGCAGUUGGUGCUUCAGGAACUGAUGCUCUCUUGAACGGACUGGAGAUUUUCAAGCUGAGCCGAAGUGCGAAUCUUGCAUAUGCUGACAGAAUUGAUUCAACUGAGAAAUCUGGAAGUCAUUCAAAAUCUUGGACUCUCUGGUUGGGGGUUGGAGCAGGUGUAGCUUCUGUCCUCAUUGCUGCUAUUACAUUUACUUGCAUCUUUUGCUUCGGCAAAUAUCGAAGAAAACAAAUGAGUGAUGCCAAAGGCAACCCUCCUGGAUGGCGGCCACUAUUCAUGCAUGGUGCUGUUGUAAGUAGCAUUGCUUAUAAUAAGGGAGGGGUCCGUUCUCUAAAUGGAUCGUUGGCAGCGUCUACUAGAGUUGGCAGGCGUUUCACCUUGUCAGAGAUUCGUGCGGCAACGAACAAUUUUGAUGACAGUUUGGUGAUAGGAGUUGGAGGCUUUGGUAAAGUAUACAGUGGGAAGAUUGAAGAUGGCACACUUGCAGCAAUCAAACGGUCAAACCCACAAUCCAAGCAAGGCUUGACUGAAUUUGAAACAGAAAUUGAGAUGCUUUCAAAGUUAAGGCACAGGCAUCUGGUCUCGUUGAUUGGGUUCUGCGAAGAACAGAAUGAAAUGAUCUUGGUUUAUGAGUAUAUGGCAAAUGGAACUCUUCGAAGUCAUCUUUUUGGGAGUGAUUUCCCACCAUUGACAUGGAAGCAGCGACUAGAAGCAUGCAUUGGUGCCGCCAGGGGACUCCAUUAUCUCCAUACCGGAGCAGAUCGUGGAAUAAUUCACAGGGAUAUUAAGACAACCAACAUACUGCUUGAUGAAAAUUUUGUAGCAAAAAUGGCAGAUUUUGGGUUGUCUAAAGCUGGUCCAGCUUUGGACCACACACAUGUUAGUACAGCAGUGAAAGGAAGCUUUGGAUAUCUUGAUCCUGAAUACUAUCGUCGACAGCAGUUGACUGAGAAAUCUGAUGUCUACUCAUUUGGCGUGGUGUUGUUUGAAGUUGUUUGCUCUCGACCUGUUAUAAACCCAAGCUUGCCAAAAGACCAGAUCAACCUCGCAGAGUGGGCAAUGAAGUGGCAGCGGCAGAAAUCACUGGAGACCAUCGUUGACCCACGUCUCGGAGGAAAUUCUUGCCCUGAGUCAUUGAAGAAGUUUGGAGAGAUAGCAGAAAAAUGCCUUGCUGAUGAGGGGAAGAAUCGUCCAACAAUGGGGGAAGUUCUGUGGCAUUUGGAAUUUGUCUUGCAACUUCAUGAAGCCUGGAUGCGCGCCAAUGCCACCACUGAAACCUCCAUUACUAGUAGUCAAGCAUUGGAGGAUUUGGAGCUCAGAGUAGCAGAAGAGGCACGACGCCCCCCUCUCGCCUUGGAAUAAGAGACUGAUAGACCUCACGAGGAAGGGUGAUGGACAAUCUGCUGAAACAAAAACCUAAGAAAAUAGCAUGCUGCAGCUGGAUUUCACAGUGGAACGGCCCAAGUGUCUAGCGAAAGCUAGAAAUUACAUUCAUUACAGUGUUUUUAUCAUUAUGGUCCUAAAUUCUUUUAUUUUGUUCAAUCAGAUUAUGUGCUUGAGGUAACUGUUAUUAUGUCCAUAUUAACUUUACUAGCGAGUGGAGUGAAGUAAGGCAUGAUCUUCAUAGUGUUUUAUA